Carcharodon carcharias (great white shark) is the source of this 393-nucleotide messenger RNA. Its product is annotated as interleukin-8-like. Gene Ontology annotation, molecular function: chemokine activity; CXCR chemokine receptor binding. The transcript is spliced from 4 exons. Bases 52 to 342 code for a protein of 96 amino acids. Gene Ontology annotation, cellular component: extracellular region. NCBI's taxonomy places the organism in Eukaryota, Metazoa, Chordata, Chondrichthyes, Lamniformes, Lamnidae. The record is from RefSeq and is a predicted model, not a curated record. Gene Ontology annotation, biological process: inflammatory response; antimicrobial humoral immune response mediated by antimicrobial peptide; chemokine-mediated signaling pathway.
GUAAACAAAGGAUCCUUCAGCAAAAAUCUCCUCAGCAUCCCAGAGUUAAAGAUGAACAGAGCAGCUACUCUGACCAUCCUUAUCCUGCUUCUGUGUGCCAUUACUGCACAGGGCAUUCCGAUCCCAGGAAUCCAGGGACGCUGUAAAUGUAUCUGGACUACCUCCAGGCCUAUUGACCCAAGGAUUAUGCAAAGUAUGAAAUAUAUUCCCAGAGGAUCUCAUUGCGUGACGACAGAGAUAAUUGUCACCCUGAAAAAUGGCAAGAAAUUAUGCGUGAAUCCUACAGCCCAAUGGGUGAAGAUCAUCAUUAAAGCCAAGAAAGCUGCCAGACUGCGCAACUGAGUAAGAGACCCUGAUUGGAUGGACUUGAUUCCACAUCCAGAUCACCUGAAA